Molecule: messenger RNA, 1356 nt
Organism: Cordyceps militaris CM01
Lineage: Eukaryota; Fungi; Ascomycota; Sordariomycetes; Hypocreales; Cordycipitaceae
Product: sn-1,2-diacylglycerol cholinephosphotransferase
Exons: 6
Coding region: 1-1356 (451 amino acids)
Biological process (GO): phospholipid biosynthetic process
Cellular component (GO): membrane
Molecular function (GO): phosphotransferase activity, for other substituted phosphate groups
Source: RefSeq, a predicted model, not a curated record
AUGGAAGGUAUUGGUACCGCUGUCAGUGGCACGCACCUACCCAUCAUGUCGUCGGCUGACGAGACGCUACCACUAUUCCACGAGAACACUGCUGGCCAAGGCCAAGACAACAUGGUUCCCAACACCAAAAAGGCUCAAAUCGAGUGCAUUUCGGACGAUGCUCUCAUUCAUCUCAAGUCCUACAAGUACUCUAGCGUCGACAAGUCGCCCGUGUCCAAGUACAUUCUCGGUCCCUGGUGGAACUUUUUCGUCACCCUCUUGCCGCUAUGGAUGGCUCCCAACAUGGUGACCUUGGUUGGGUUCUUCUUCAUCUUGGCCAAUGUCGCGCUACUGGUUAUUUAUAUCCCUGAUCUGAUCGGCCCUGGCCCUUCCUGGGUAUACUUUAGUCUGGCCGCUGGCCUCUUCAUGUACCAGACCAUGGACAACGUCGACGGCAAGCAAGCCCGCAGAACCGGCACCUCGAGCGGUCUCGGCGAACUUUUUGACCACGGAAUCGACUCGCUCAAUUGUACACUCGCCAGUCUUUUCCAGGUCGCCGCCAUGGCUCUGGGCACCUCGCCCGCAGGUGUCUUCACUGCGCUCUGCCCUUGUGUCGCCAUGUUCUUCUCAACUUGGGAAACAUACCACACCCACACCCUCUUUCUUGGAUUCAUCAAUGGCCCUACAGAGGGUCUACUUAUUGCUUGCGGUAUCAUGGUCACCUCGGGUAUCUGGGGCCCCGAUCUCUGGAGCCAGCCCAUGGCCGGUAUUCUGGGCGGCAGCCUGCCUGGUCUUGCCGAUAUGCUUGGUGACACAUCCGUCCGCGACAUUUGGGUUCCCCUCGUUGCUAUUUCGCUACUCGGAACCCACAUCCCAUUUUGCGUUCUCAACGUCAUUGAUGCUCGCCGCAAGCAGGGACUGCCUGUCGCCCCCGUCUUCCUUGAGCUUGCGCCCAUGACCGUAUUUUCAGUCACAAUCGUCGCUUGGCUCGGCUCGCCUUACAGCACACUCAUGAGUGAGGACCACCUCAUCUUGUUCUGCUGCACCAUGUCGUUUGUCUUUGGCCGUUUGACUACUAAGAUGAUUCUGGCGCACUUGACGCGCCAGCCAUUCCCUUACUGGACUGCCAUGCUCUGGCCCUUAGUCGGCGGUGCUGUUCUCGCCAACCUACCUCGAAUUGGAUUCCCUCAGCUCAGUGCUACUCUGGAGGCUUACUACCUCUGGGCUUACUUUAUCUUUGCCACUGUCCUAUACUUCCGCUGGGCCUUUAUCGUCGUCAACGCUAUCUGCAACUUCCUGGGCAUCAACGCGCUCACCAUUCCCAAGGACAAGCAGAUCGCCAACAAGCGCGCGCAAGAUGCUGCUAAGCUGCACUAA